AUAUUCAAAAAUGCUACAUGAUGAUAGCCCGGCAAUACAAAUCGCAUGCCAUUUUGUGCAAAGGAGGUUUCAAGCGUUUUGCCUAUGGCGUAUCCGCUGGCAUAGCUACAAACGUUACAACAUAUCACAAUGAAGUUGCUAACAUCUGUUUUCAUUCUGCUGGCCAUUAUCCAAGUCGCGCUGUCGCUUCACCUCGUGCAAAAUGGACCCGUCCAUAAAGGCAGAAGCGACAUGGAGGCCACUGCAAUCAAUUGCACUACGUGCAAAAAAUACAUGGGAAAGUUCUACGAGGCAAUCGAAUUACAUCUGAAAACUCUAAAGCCUGACAUUAUCAAAAUCAUCGAAGAUAUCUGCAAGACGAGUGCGGGCAAGGACAGCAGCAUGUGUAAGGACGCUAUCGACGAUUUCCCCGACUUUAUCAUCAAGAAAUUGCGGGAAAUACUGAAUCCCUAUGGCUUCUGCCCUGCGGCUGAGUACUGCCCCAAGGGAGCACACGAAAACUUGGAGACAGAUGGGCAACAGGUUGCUGGGAAUGACGAGUGUACUCAAUGCCAGGAUUUCUUCGGAGAUGCCCGGCAGAAAGUCAUCAAAAAUGGCGAAGUAGACGUAGCCGUUGCCGAUGAGUUUCACAAGGCUUGCGAUUCCUUCUGCGCGCUCGGGUUCUUCUGCUACGAAAUGGUGAAAGAUUUCUUCCCGGUCAUGCUGCGGAAAUUGGCGGUUUUAGCGCCUGAUGACCUCACAGGAUGCAAGGCGCUUGGAUACUGCAGCGCAUCAGAGAAAAAGAGAGAUAUUGAAAAUGAGGGGCUUGUCGUCAAAUUAUUCCAGAGUCCAAUGAGUGAAGACACUGCACCAACCUGCGCCGACUGCCGGGAAUUUAUGGGGAAAGUCUACGAAGCGUUGGAAAAAGGAGUAACUGCGUUCAUGCCUCUUAUCGCAGCAAAGGUGUCUGAAGUCUGUAGUUUGGCGGGCCCUGAUGCCGACAUGUGCCGAGACGGUCUGAAGGAUUUUCCUAAAGUGUGGGUGCCGGAUCUCAUAACACUACUGAACCCGUACUUCUUUUGCCCAGAGGCCAAGUACUGCCCCACUUCGGGUUAUGAGACAAGCCUUCAGUUGCAAGAUCAACAGCCACCCUGCGAGCGUUGCAAAGCCUUCUUCACGGAUGUCAGCCAGCGAAUCGGAAGAGACAUCCAAAUCGAUGUGGCUAUAUCAAAGCAGCUGGAGAAAACCUGCGACGGUUUUUGUUCCCUUGCCUCCUGGUGCAAGAAGGCAGUGGAGAGCUACACUCCGACUAUGAUACAAACCUUCCCGUCUACACUGGCUAAUCCGAAUGAAAUCUGUGCACAGCUGAAAUAUUGCUCAGCAGAGAGAACAGCUGAUAUGCCGAAUCUUGUCAGCAACAUGGCCGCUAGCAUGGAAAAGCAAGAGGAUCUCGCCAUGUCCCAGAAAUUAAACCGACGCAAGGCAUGAAAAUGGCAGCACGGGUUGCACAUGUCAAGUGUGAAGUUAUAUUUACUAUAGUGUGUUAAGGUAAUCAGGGAGCUACCGCGGACGAAUGUAUUUGCAUUGUAUUUUAAGUGUUAUGAAAUGGAAAUGUGAGACCGCCUCUAUUGAGAGAGCAAUCAGUAAGGGCGAGUCGGUGCACUCUAAAAAGUCCCGGGUCAGACUUGACCCGGAAAAGGGUCAUGUGGGGCCUGAACCUUUUCUGAGUCAAAAAUGACACUUUUUUGACCCGGCAAAGGGUCUGG
Molecule: messenger RNA, 1745 nt
Organism: Patiria miniata (bat star)
Lineage: Eukaryota; Metazoa; Echinodermata; Asteroidea; Valvatida; Asterinidae
Exons: 15
Coding region: 130-1467 (445 amino acids)
Source: RefSeq, a predicted model, not a curated record